Messenger RNA from Miscanthus lutarioriparius, 1056 nucleotides. NCBI's taxonomy places the organism in Eukaryota, Viridiplantae, Streptophyta, Magnoliopsida, Poales, Poaceae. The record is from the annotation of a GenBank genome assembly.
AUGUCGUCGAAUCCUGACGAACCUAGGAGUCAUGCUUGGACAGGCUGUUUACUGAACAAUGAAUCUGAGGUUCAGCAGUCCUGGGAUGAAAACGAUGUUUUUGAGGCUGAUGCUGGAAGUGAGCCUCCAGGUCCCGGAGAAAAAUUCUUCUGGAACUUUCCAUACCCUUACAUGAAUGGCUUGUUGCAUCUCGGCUUUGCCUUCUCGUUGUCCAAGCUUGAGUUCGGUGUUGCAUACCACAGGCUCUGUGGCUCCAAUGCAAUUUUGUCCUUUGCUUUCCACUGCACUGGAAUGCCCAUCAAGGCCUCAGCUGAUAAGCUUGCCAGGGAGAUCCAACAAUUUGGAAAUCCCCCGGUAGUGGCGCAAAACGGCAGGAGGGUUCUAGUGCUGCAGUGGCAGAUGCUGUCCAGGCUGAUGCUAUUGUGCCAGAUAAAUUUAAGAGCAAGAAGUCCAAUUGCUCCAAAGGCUGGCGCACAUAAGUAUCAGUGGGAGCAAGGGCUGCUCUUAAUCUUGCAUACCAACCAGGUUGUUGUUCCAAGUGAUUCACCUAAUGAUUUCAUGGCACUUCAAGAUUUAAUCACAAAGCCAGCUCCAAAAAGUGACAUCCCUCCAGCUCUGUUGAGCAAAAUGAAGCAAGAAUUUCAGUAUUGGUAUCCAUUUGAUAUUCAGCACUUCAAGAUUUGCCCUCGCUGUGAUGGUAUGGAUGAUGCAAACUUUGUCACUGAAACUGCAAAUUCUGCUGUUAUGAGGCUGACAAAAGAAAUUUCAUGGAUGGAAGAGGUUACAGCUGCUGAAUCUGAAUUGAGAACUGGACCGCCCACUACAUAUGCUGACCAUGUGUUUGCAAACGAGAUGGGCAUUGCAAUCAAAGAAACUGAGAAGAGCUACAAUGCUUUCAUGUUCAGAGACGCCCUGAAAUCUGGGUUUUAUGACCAAUUGGCUAGAGAUUACAGGCUCUCGUGUGUGGCGAAAGCAGGCAUGAACCUUGAUCUGCUGUGGCAGUUUAUGGAUGUCCAGACUCCAGACCAGGCUCAUCACCCCAUUUGCCCACACUAA